CGCUCACCGCCCUGCCGUCAGCCCGCCACGCCCUCGCCUUUCCGCCAUACGACGGCCCUAGGCGCCUGGCGUCCUCGCCUCCUCCUCUGAAGUUUGAUCCCCUCGAUCUCCCCGGCUUCCCAACGCCCGACCGCCACCGGCGCUCCCCGCUCCCUGCCCCAGCCUAGCAAAGCUUACAGGUGAAAGCGAUGCUGCGCACCUUCCCUCAAGCCCGUCGGCUUCUCAGGAGGAUGGGGUUCGAGAAGGGGGACGAGUACUUCUUCAAGCAGAUGGGCAAGGGCAUGCUCUGCACAUACGCACUAUUUGGCGCCGCCUGGGUCUGGAAUGAGACGUCGCCGCUUGGCUGGUGGACGCUCAAGCCACGCCCCAAGGAAGAGAAAGAAAUGGCGCAUCUAUACGAGCGCCGGGAGUUCCCGUACCCUGGAGACGAGGCGGCGGUGGAGGAAUUCAUAAAGAGCGGCGGCGCCUUGGGCACCACGAUCGGACCCAAAGGUUUCGCUGACACGAACAUGGACUCUGAUAACAUGCAGAAGCAGCUUCAAUCGAAGAAGUUCGAGCAGGAAGCGCAGAAGCUCUGGUUCCGGAUGAGGAACGAGGUUGUGCAGGAACUCGAAGAGAAGGGUUUUGAUGUUCAGUGAAGUUUUUCUGCUGCUGCACCACGAAUCUUCAACGAAAAAAAAAUUGAAAAUUCCUGUCAGAGAUUAGGCGCUGCUAGCUCUCCCAACAUUUGUAGCCUUGAUUUGUUUGAUCAAAUUCAUGCAUAAAUAAAUACUCGAUCAUAUGUGUAUUUGUUACUAGUAUUCUACAAUGUGUAAUCAUCACCAUGUUUGUCACAUGGGGAGUCCUGGACCAAUUUUUGUACUGUCGCGGAAAGAAAACGUUAUUAUUCUC
Molecule: messenger RNA, 891 nt
Organism: Lolium rigidum
Lineage: Eukaryota; Viridiplantae; Streptophyta; Magnoliopsida; Poales; Poaceae
Exons: 4
Coding region: 189-638 (149 amino acids)
Source: RefSeq, a predicted model, not a curated record